Manihot esculenta (cassava) is the source of this 2377-nucleotide messenger RNA. RefSeq names its product aspartate racemase. The transcript is spliced from 2 exons. Lineage: Eukaryota; Viridiplantae; Streptophyta; Magnoliopsida; Malpighiales; Euphorbiaceae. The record is from RefSeq and is a predicted model, not a curated record. The coding region runs from base 1109 to 2101 and encodes 330 amino acids.
GAAAGGUCCAUGACAUUCAGAAAUAUGCCUGUUACAAACAGACAAAGUUUGAGCAUCUGACGAUGAAAUUCCUUAAUGCACUGUCACUAUCUUGCAUAAAGGUAACUGCAAAAAGAGAAAAAUAAAUAAAGGUAUUGAAUUUAUUGCUACUAUUCAAAGUUCUAACCAAUUGUCGACUGGAUUAGGCUACACAGUAUACUUGCAGGGGGAAAAUUUGUUUUUUUUUUUUAAGCUUAGAGAAAAGGGUAUGGUCCUUUUAACCUGCCAUAGCUAAUUGAUGCAAGGUUGAACCAGAAAUUCAUUCCAUGCCAGAUCAAGCGUACCCAAGUGCUCAAUUUUCCGAACUAGUUGCCAGUUCUGGACAAGGUAGUCGACUGACAGGAACAUGUGUUUUUCAUUUCAGUGUUUUUGUCUUCUGCUUCAGUGGUUUCUUGUUUUUAACCAGAGGUAGUUUACAGUAUAACAUGGUGUAGUGUGAACUCUCUGAUAGAUUCUUUCCACUUGCCAAUUGCCAUGACUUUUGGGUCCAUCUUUAUUUGGUUGGUGAUCACAAAAUAAAAAAAAAAAAAAAUAAACUUGGGAGUUUCUGGUGUCUUUGCUAUCUUUCAGCAGUCCCACUUGCCUUUUGUUCAUUUUGAUCUUCAAGUUCGGUUCUCAUUGUUUGUGGCUUCAAUUGUAGAAACGUGGAGAAAAUUUUUUGGGUUUUUGGAGUUGGGUUUCGCCAUCGUUUCUCAAAUAUCGAGGCAGUGUCCAUAGAUUUGCUCCGCUGGAACUUAACCCAGUGAAGGGCUUUGCUGUUCUGUUCUGGAAGUGGGUUACUGCUAAUAUGCACUUAAUUUGGAAACCCAAUUAAAUAUUUGGGGAUUUAAGGGCUGAGGAUUGGUAAUUUGUGAUCAUUACCUCUUUAGGACUCCUCGGGAAGGAAAAAAUCGAGAGAGAAGUUUGCUUGGAGAGACGUGAUUUCUGGAGGAAGAAUAGAAUUUUCGUCAGAAUUCAUUGGUUUUAGAAGUAGGUUUUAAUUGCCACACUUUCCAGAAGCUGCUACGGCAGAAUUUAGAGUCGUCUUGUGAUUCCUGCGCAUUGAAAUUGCUUGGUUUUGGUUUAUGGGAUGUUUGAUGGGAGCUUGACAAUGUCUUUCUAUGCAUUGAAUUACCCAUCUCAUGCGUUCAGUCAUGUAAAUUCUCAUAAAACAUACAAGGGAAGGUUGAAUCCAGUUCUAGCAAUACCACCAUCAUCAACUGUCUUGCACACAGAUGAGAGUGGCAAGUUUCAUGAAUCUAAGAAGAAUUCUGAUUUGAUAAGCAGUGGUUCUUCUGAUUCGUUGCUUAGUCAAGCAAAUACUGUGGGUAUAUUGGGAGGAAUAUCAGCAAAUUCUACUGUGAAUUUCCUGAAAAAAGUAGUCCAGUGGAGUACAAAAGAUGGUCAAGAUUCUCUUCCAUUUGUUCUUUGUUCUGAUCCAGUAUUAAAUGAGAAGCUUUUGUUACAUGAAAGAGAUUCUUUUCACUCUCUUGGCAGGCGAAAUGAACAUUCUGGAUUGGAUCAUACUUCAAUUGUGGAGAAUCUACAGAGGAAGAGGGAGUUUCUUGAGAAAUCUGGGGCUCGCUGCAUUGUAAUGCCUUGUCAUAUUGCACAUGCUUGGCAUGAUGAUAUUUCAAAGGGAUGUUCUGUUCAUUUGCUUCACAUGGGUGAGUGUGUUGCUAAGGAGCUUAAGGAAGCUAAGCUGAAGCCACUAGAAGCUGGGAGUCCUUUGCGGAUUGGGGUGCUGGCAACCCAUGCUACUUUGACUGCAGGGUUCUAUCAAGAGAAACUGCAGAGCGAGGGUUUUGAGGUUGUGCUACCAGAUAGAGCAACUAUGGAACACGCUUUAAUUCCUGCAAUUCAAGCUUUAGACAGAAGGGACAUGGAAGGGGCAAGGAAUCUGCUGAGAAUAGCAGUCCAGGUUCUUCUAGUGAGGGCAGUAAAUACUGUUAUCCUUGCCUCUGACGAUAUGUGUGAUCUUUUGCCAGAUGAUGAUCCUCUUCUCAAGAAAUGUAUUGAUCCAGUCGAUGCGUUGGCCCGUUCAACUAUCAUGUGGGCACAAGCUGCUGGGAAAGGUACAUAGUUGAUACAGAGAAUGCAUCUAUUCUGUUAGUCAUGCUUUUCCAUUGUGUACAAAAAUGCAGUCAUUAUUUGGUAACUUCGAUUUGUCAUUAUUGUCAUGCUUGGGGAAUGCCUUCGCUGAAAGUUGGCCCCUAUAGUUCUGUAUUACUUUUCAAAUGAACAUUGCUAUUAUCGGAUAGAACUGUACUUGAAAACUUACUGGAAAAAAAAUCCUUAAUGGGUCCUAUAGAAAAUCAAAAAAGGAAAUGCUUGUUCUGUGCUUGUUGAUGAAGCCAAA